This is a messenger RNA of Maudiozyma saulgeensis, 3684 nucleotides long. The record is from the annotation of a GenBank genome assembly. Lineage: Eukaryota; Fungi; Ascomycota; Saccharomycetes; Saccharomycetales; Saccharomycetaceae.
AUGAAGCUUAUUACCAAAAAAUACUUGUGUAUUUUGCUAUGGCUCCCGCUAUUGGUGUGUGCAAGUCAAUUGGCUCAUAUAGAGAAAGAGUUUGGUAUUGAAACUUUUCUUACACCAUCUCUAGACGAUGACUUGCAAUUACUAGGAAACAUAAGUACACUAUCGUUUUACAAGUAUAGUGGACAGCAGAAUUUUACAGGUAGUGUCAAUGACUCUGAUAUGACAGAUUCAUUGAUAUAUUAUUCGAAUAAUAUUUUGAUAAAAUUAAUACCUAACGAGGAUUUUAGUACAGAUAGCGUAAUAAAUCAAAUAAUACCAUUAGGUGAUGAUUCAUUUAUAAUAAAUGGGGUAGGAAAACUUUCAAAUUAUGAUCUUUCACAACAAUUAGUGUACAAUUUAACAACUUUAACCGUAUAUCCUAUCUUUAAUGAAAGUUUGAAUGCAGUUUCGACCAUUUUUGUGGAUAAUCAAAUAGUAUAUUUUGGUGGUAAUUUUACAUUCCAAGGAUCUAAUAGUGCCUAUACAUGGGAUUCAUAUGAUAAUACCACAUCAUCUUUACCUUUUGAUGGGUUUGGUCAAGAUUCUAAAGUCAAUUCCAUUUUAAAAUUGAAUGAUGAUGAUAUUUUAUUCACAGGUAAUUUCUCUACUUUAGGCAAUAAUACGUAUCUUACUUCAACCGAUAAUAAUAAUAAUAAAACCAACUUGGUUAAUCUAACCAACAUUGAACUAGAACCUUUAGUAUCUUUGAAAGCUGCUGCAUGGGAUGUGGAUUCUUCAAGCGAAUUUAAUAGAAAUAAUUUCAUUUGUCCCAGUAGCGAAACUGAGUCGUGGUCUCAAUCUGGAACAGAUGGUUCAUUUGUUUUGAACUUACCCUAUGAUGUUACACCAGCAAAGGUAAGAUUAUAUAAUUCGCCAAGUACAGACAACGAAGUAUCUUUAUUUAGAAUUACUACCAAUCCAUCUAAUAGUAUUCUGAACUUGACUUACUUGGAUCCCCUAUCAGGGAGUUUGAAGUAUUGUGACGCUUUUUGUCCAAUGCUUUCAACAAGAAUUCUAGGUUCACAAGCUGCAAACGAAUCCUUAACUAUAGAUGAUAAGGUUACUCUAAUCAACAAUAAUUCUACCAUCUUGAAAUGGACAGAUAGUUAUCAAGAUUUCGGUUUUGUCAAUCCUGUUGAUGUCGAAUCAUUAACUUUCACGGCGUUAAAAUCUUACGGCUCAAACGUUGGUCUUGCAGGUUUACAGUUAUUUCAAGCUUCAUUCAAUAGUUUUGCUAAUAAUACAUUGAAUGAACCAAAUUGUGAUGAUGAGUCUACUACUACUUCUGUAUCCCUUUCCAAAAAUGAUUGGAAGGCAGUAUCUAACUCAGUUGAUUACAUCAGUACCUAUUAUACACCAAACGUUGAUCCAGUUCCUUCUGUUGAAUUCUCUGUUGAUCUGGAGUACAACGGUGAGUAUUCCAUCAAUAUGUAUACACCUGGAUGUUCAGGUGAUGCCACUUGUGAUUCUAGAGGUAUUGUUAACGUAACUGUUUGGGAUACAACCGAUAACUCAAUUAUAUCAACUAAGUCUAUUUAUCAGAACAAUGAUCAAUUGAAAUAUGACGACCUGUAUAACGGAAUUCUGAACAUCUCAACAUGUCGUAUCACCUUGACCUAUCAAGAUGGACUAUAUGCUAGCACUACACCAGUGACAUUCGUUGCUGAUAGAGUCAGCAUAUCGAUCGUGAAAUUAGAUACAUCAGAUUUGGUUCAGUUGACUUCAACUUCUACGAAAUCAGUAAUUAGUCUAAAUGGGUUAUUACAAUAUCAACUAUCCAAUUUUACAUCGGCAUUUAAUUCCUCAGAAUGUCCUAUUACGGAAACGUCUUUAAUACAUUAUACUAAUUCUUCAUUUGAUAAGAAAUCCUCAAUUUUAGCUGCUCUUUAUAACAAUAAUACGCUACUUUUAGGUAGUGAAGAUCAAGGUAUUUCGGUGGUAACAUUAAAUGAUAAUUUAACUCUGGAAUCAAACAAGGAUUUAGAGAUAACAGGUCACGUAAGUGGGUUCCACUAUUUUAGUAAUGGUAUUUUUAUUACAGGUAAGAAUUUAAAUGUCUCUGAUGAACAAUCCAAUAAUCUCGUUUAUAAUGGUACAUUUAAUAUAUUUGAAGUUAACAAUGAUGAAGUGGUAGCCACUUUUGCCAAUAUGACGCUUUCUAAUUCUGAAUUACUAGCACUUGACAACAAUAUCAUCUACAAUAUUUCUAGUGGAAAGCAAGUAAAAAAUGAUCCUAGUCUCUCAUUGGAAUUUUGGUCCUCAGCAAUGAAUUUCCAAGAUGAUACCAUAUUUUAUGGUUCAGUUCAUCAAAAUCAAUUUGCAAAUAUAGAAGGAUCUGUUUCCAUUGAUUCAAACGAAACUGCAUCAGUUAUUGAUUUCCCAGAUGGGAUUCAUCCAUAUCUAGGUUUGUUUUUGAAUUCUUCUUCUACAGUUUACGCAUAUGAAUCGAGUGAUAACUAUAAUGAAUUGUAUUUCAGUAACAACAAGCAGGUAAAUAAUUUAACUUCGUGGCCUGGUGUUAUUUCUUCUAUACUUUACUCUGGAAAUAACUCAAUGUUAGCUAUUGGUACAUCUUCUAGUGGUUCCACUAAUUCACAACUUACAAUUUUGAAUACUACUACAUUGACUAUUGUUCAUCAAGAAAUAUUACAAGGAUCGAGUUCUAAUAUAACUUCAAUGUUAAAUUUUGAGACCAACUCGACACUUCUUAUUGGUGGUAAUUUCGACAUUUCAAACAAGGAUUGUAAUGGUAUAUGUCUGUACAAUUAUGAUACUGGGAACUUCGGUUCAUUUGCAAAUGGUUCUGUAAAGGGUUCGGUAACAUCCUUACAAUUUUACAAUGAUAGUUCGUUAAUUAUAUCUGGUAUAUAUAACACUACAACUACUUCGGAUAUCACAUUAUCUCAAUAUGAUUUGAAGAAAAAUGAAUUAACCCCAUUGAGACAAGACAAAUCAAAAUUAAACUCAUUCGUUACAGAUGGUGAUAGAAUUAUCGCAUGGAAUAGUACAACUUUGUUCAUAUACCAGAACGAUUCAUGGAGUGACAUACAAAUUCCUAAUGUGAAUUCAUCCAGUGCUAUUACUGAUGUUUCUUUAUCAUCAGGUUAUAUCUCUGAUAAUUCUCUAUCAAAGAGAGAUGAUGAUGGCUCUUCUACUAAGAUGUUAAUAUUAAAUGGACAAUUUUAUAGUACACCUUACGGGACAUUGCAAUCAUUUAUAUAUGACUUCAACCAAUGGGUUCCCUACUUAGCCAUCAGCACAGAGCUUUCGGACGAUUCAUCGAGUGGAAUUAAACCUUUUAUUAAUAAAGAUAAUACAGAUUUAUUCAAUUCUCCAGCAGUGUUAAUUAACACAACUCCUACAAUUACAACACCAAGGACAUCAGGCACAUUAACAGCUAGUGCAACAUCUACGUCAUCACCAGAGAAGACACAGGGAGGUUCAAAAAAGAUACGUCGUGGGUUUGUAGUAUUGAUAGGGUUAGCACUGGCACUUGGUACUGUCGCAGUGUUGGGUUUAUUCGGUGUUCUUCUGGCUGCCCUUUUCAGAGAUGAGGAGAUCAAAUACGAACCUCUUACACCUCAUAUUGAUGAGGACGAUAUGAUAAAUACAGUACCACCAGAAAAACUAAUGAAAUUCAUCUAA